GAAUCUUAUCUUGGCUUCAGCCUUCCGCCGACGAGCAUCAGGGGUCAUCCGGCAUGUGUCCUUUAUAUCGCCCAGAGCCUCAGAGCCGAGGACACGUUCUGGGGGCUCUUCCAUACCGCUGUGGAGUUUCAGCGCAUUUACAGGGCCUGCAAGUUCCUUCCGCCCCCUUGCUGUGUGCAGCUUCAGCACAAAGCAUUACCACCAAGACCUGGCGGCGGUUGAAAAUCAAAAAACACAAGAUCCGGAAGCGAAGACGGUUGAGUCGCAAGGCGUCAAAGUGAGGGGGCCAAGCCUGGCAACAUGGGGGGCUGUGGCUGAUUCCUACACUUCAGCUGCCAGUUUUGGUUGCUUUCUGUUCUUGGUGCGCCCACAUCUCUUCACCUAGGGCCCUGAUAUCGUCCCCCUCUCUCUCUCUCAAUCUCUGUUGCGGGGAGCAACAUAAGCCACGCUGUGCAUCUGUUUGUAUGAGUUUGCUAAUGCAUGCCAAGUCUGUGUUGGUGUAUGUCAGUACCACAAGAGGUGACUUUUCGGCAUGAAAGGUUGCACUGCUCCAGGGGACCUAGAGGAGCGCCGGGGCUAGGUGGAGAGGACGACGCCUCUGCAGCUUAGGCGGCAUAUGGUUGUAUCGGUGUCGCGACGAAGUGUGCCCGCACACGCGCCCGGGCCGCAAAUAAUACUGACCGACCUCGACACACGCACUACUCAGUAUUGUGCCAUUCCCUCGAACCCCGCUUGGAUUACCCUGCGAUUGCCUCUGUUCAACCCUCUGGUGUUGUUGAUUCCCAUCGUAACACACAGCCAUCCAGGCAAGGGUUAACUGAUGGGCAGAACGGUUGGCUUUGUUUAGUUGGUUGGCCGAUUGUCUGGCUGCGAGCAUAUACGUGUAUCUGCUGGUGGACGCUGAGGGUAGGUGGCGGCGGGAUGUGCAGUUAAUGUGUUAGGUGGACGUCUUCCUGCUGCGGUGCUUAGGGUGGGCUUGGUCCUGAUGCUGCUUGUGCUUGUGCUUGUGCUGGCUCGGGGGUUCCGUUUGUCCUGUCUGAAGGUCGAUAAGGGUCGCCAAUUGACUGUGAAGUCAUUGCACCCAGACCAAUUCCAUCUUCGACCUGUGCGCCUUGCUAGUAAGGUUAGACCACCCAAACUUCUGGUGCCUGGAUUUGCGCGUACUCCAUCGACCACGUUUCUAUGCUCGGCGGGCGUCGCUCACCCUGGCGAGGAGGCGAACAAGGGCCACUUCAAUGGACAGUUCGAUCCCAAUUUGUCAGUUCCAAAUGUAGUUGCAGCUAAAGGUGGUGGUGGUCAGAAUUUUGGCUCUGGAGGAAGCUUGGGGGCGGUAAUGGAGCGCAGCCGCUUGGAGUUCGUCAUGCCUACGCCUCCUGCCGUGGCGCCGAAGCUGGAUGAUGGCGGUAGCGGUGGUGAUAUUGGAAAGAAUAUUCAUAACGGUGGCGGUGGUGGUGACGGUGACGGUGGUGACGACGACGACUACUUCAACGAGGACGGCGAUGGCGACGGAGAGGGGGAUGGCGAGGGCGGAGAUGCCUUUUUCCGGACCCUUAUUCCGGAGUCUUAUGAUAAAUUAUCGAUUGGGGCGGUGUUUGCGGAAUGGAUGCGGACGGUCGCGGAGCUGCCACUCAUCCUUCGGAGAGCUGUGGAGAUGGGUCUAUUCAGCUCGGCGCAGCUUGUCCGCUUUUUCGCCAUGGACGUGCGUCCCAAUCUGACACGCACUGUGUCGCGCUCUCUCCCGCCCGCGUGGGCCCGCGAUUUUGUGGGACGUCUAAUGGCGGAUCCAGCCUUCGUUCAGAAGAUGGUCAUUGAGUCGGUCAUUGCAGCUUGCUCGUCCUUGUACUACGAGUACCGCGUACGGGGCGACAAGUUUAAGGACGAGCUGGACAUGGUGCUCAUUAAUACAAUCGGCAUGGCGGCUGCAACAAGCGCCACAGUAUGGAUGGUGGCGCCUACUCGCUCCUAUGGCACUGUGCACAAGUUCCCCUGGCAGCAGUCCCGCGUCGCGGCCUUCUUCUCCAAGGCAGCAGAGCUGUCAGCGGUGGGUCUUCUCACCGGUGCCGGCACCUCGCUCCUCUCCUCGGCUGCCGUAGCGCUGCGGCAGAAGUACGUGGACCCCAACUUUGAGCCCAGCGUGCCGGUACCUGACGUGGCCCGCAGCUCAGCUGGCCUCGCAGCGUUCUUUGCUCUUUCAGCCAACACUCGCUACCAGCUCGUCGGAGGUAUGGACCGAUAUCUCCUGGGGCACAGCAACUUCCUGUGGACGUAUCUGGCCAUGAGCGGCGCGGCUCGUGUUGUCAGCAACCAAAUUGGCGAGACGCACCGAUCACUUUGCCAAGGCUUGCCGAAUCCGUCGGCCCAUCCGCGCCGCCGCGUGGUCAAGAAGAAGGUUGUGCGGCGAAAAGUAGUUAAACCCGCGGCGGCGCCGGUGCCAGAACCGGCAGCAACUGCAGUAGCAGUGCAGCCGGCAGUGGAGUCGCAGGCGGCAGAUCUGCCGUCAACGUCGGGGCAGAUGGCCGCGGCGACAACUUCGCUACUGCAAGCGGAGCGGACAGGUAAUGCGGACAUGGAGUUGGUGUUAGACCAGGUGCUGGCAGUUGCCGGACCGUCUUCGGGCGAGCGGCUAGGUCAGGCGAUGGUUGAGGUGCACGCUGCGACACCGUCGGGUGACAUGGCGCACCAUGAGGGCGUGGCGGGGCACGCGGGCUCGGUGUUAAGUACUUCACCAUCGCCCACUACUACGUCGGCAUCUCAGCAGAACGCGGACUCCGCAAUUGAUUUCAAUGCGCUCAUGGCGCUGCAGUCGAGUGCGACGCUAGAGCAAUUGUCAGCGCAGCAGCAGCUUCAGGAUCGGGUCCUGGCCGCCGCGGCGGCAGGCGCUGGGCAGCUGCUUGCAGCUGGCCAGCGUUGAGCAGCGGCAGAAAACGGAGGAUUGAGGCCGGUUAGGUAUAGAAGAGCGUGAGGUGACGCACCGUGCGUGUGGAUGAGGCCGCAUGUUGGAUGAGCCCGCCGCUGCGGCCUGUAGGGCCAUGCGAGCUGUUUGAUGAUCGGAGCGCGUUUCCUGAGCGCGUGUGCACUAUGUUUCUUGUAUGUUUUACCCAUGAGAGUGCGGCGCAAGUGUGUCGAGGGCCGUAUGCUGCACUGGCGGGAUGGAUAGGAGUGCGACGAAGACAGGAAGUGGAGCGGUAGGCCGCAAUUGCAAUCGUGUAGUUGCGGAGCGCUGGUGAUGAUCCUGCGCGUGUGGCCACAGGACAUGUCGGUUGUGACUGUCCGUCUCAAGUCGUUUGGUGGGGAGUGUCUGCUUUUUGCAUCUAUGGUUACAUGUCCGCGGCAUGUCUGUUACGAUAAGCUGCCUGCUGUCAUCUGCCUCACGAAGAUGAGCUGGGUGCGUGUGUGGCCGAAUUGUGGUAUGGUAUGGCGUAUUGUUGUGGCCAGGUGGUUCGGCAGCGCAACACAGCGCAGCAGGCCGGGGAGAGGCUUCGCCGUUCUCGAGCCUGGCGUGGUGAACUGCUGGCAUCUUUGUGUAACAGACCCUGCCGUAAACGACGGGUACCUGGCAAGAAAGCGGACACGGUCUGCCAAUGUGCAAUGCAUGCUUAACUACAACAAGAUGUUUAUUUUCUAUACAGUUUGGAUUUGGUUUUUGAUGCAUGACGCGUGGUUUCUGGUGGGCCCUGGCUGCGUUUUAGGCCUGCACCGAGAGGGGCAUAGCUAAACGAUCCCCACACCGCAGGGAAGCCCAGGCAGCGUCCGCAUUCGUGCACGCCGGCGCGAGGGGAUGUUCGGAGUCAUGGUAUUCGGUGAUUUGUAGUUGAUGGUGCAUAAUACCCUCUUGAUCCUGUCAUGCUGCAUUCCUACACCAAAUCUGCCUGCUUCUUACGAGCCAUAAUCCCCUACCGACCGAUGGCGAUGGCGUAGUCGGGACGUAAACAUUUCUUAGGCUGCAACGCUUGCUAUCGGCUCUCAUGUUCCACUGUAACAACACUUAUAAC
Molecule: messenger RNA, 3992 nt
Organism: Volvox carteri f. nagariensis
Lineage: Eukaryota; Viridiplantae; Chlorophyta; Chlorophyceae; Chlamydomonadales; Volvocaceae
Exons: 6
Coding region: 986-2911 (641 amino acids)
Biological process (GO): plant organ development
Cellular component (GO): chloroplast inner membrane
Source: RefSeq, a predicted model, not a curated record